This is a messenger RNA of Python bivittatus (Burmese python), 5041 nucleotides long. NCBI's taxonomy places the organism in Eukaryota, Metazoa, Chordata, Lepidosauria, Squamata, Pythonidae. The record is from RefSeq and is a predicted model, not a curated record.
AAGCCUCGGCACAUGGCCUGGAUCUUUUGGGUUGUUAAUUUAAAAAUGGAGGAUGAGCGCUUCAUCUAUUAAUUAAUAAUGUAGCUCUCUGUCUUCCUGUGUGUCACAGGCUGGAAAGGCGGUGAUCGGCCAAUAAAGAUAUAGGAGAAAAAAGUCGAAAGCUCCUCCCUGCUGCUCUUCCUCGUUGAGAGCUGAAGUAGAUCAAAAACUUCCGUGGAGCCGGAAAAGAAACAAACAGAAAAAGGAUCAAGAGAAAGGGAGGAAAAAGGGAAACGGGACUGGGGGAUGCCGCUUCUACACCGAAAGCCCUUCGUGAGGGAAAAACCUCCGGCUGACCUCCGGCCCGACGAGCACGUCUUCCACUGCAGGGUCACCAACGAGAUCUUCAGGGACUACGAUGAAUUUUUUGAAAGAACUAUUCUUUGUAAUAGUCUCGUCUGGAGUUGUGCUGUCACAGGUAAAUCUGGACUUACCUAUCAAGAAGCACUAGAAUCUGAAAGGAAAGCCAGACAAAAUAUCCAGAACUUUCCAGAGCCUCUCAUUGUUCCAGUCUUAUACUUAGUUACCCUCACUCAACGUUCACGACUUCAUGAAGUUUGUGAUGACAUCUUUGCUUAUAUCAAAAACCGUUAUUUUGUUGGUGAACUUGUUGAAGUACUUAGGAAUAAUGGUGAAAGAUUGCACUGUAAAAUUUUGGAAGUUAAAGCACCAGUACAUCAGAAUGGAAUGGCCAAUGGCCAUGCCAAAGGGGUUGAUGGUGUCACCAUUAUCAUUAGCGAUAGUGAUGAUUCAGAUUUAGAUACCAGUUCUGCACAAAUUGGGAAUGAAAAAGCCAUAACUGAUCCUUUUUUGUACAAGUACAAAGUGAAGCCUAUAAAGAAACAACUAUAUGAGUCUGUUACAGUGAAAACAUCACAGAUACGCCGAAGAAAGCAUCUUUUUUCUUAUGACAGGCUAAAGCUUUUUUUGAAGCAACACUGUGAGUCACAUGAUGGCAUUAUUAAAAUUAAGGCAAUAUCAGUUGCAAAAUACAAGAUAGCAGAACAGACUUUUUCCUAUCUCUUUCCUGAUAAUCCACCCAUCUUUAUGUUCAGUCCUUCAAGUAAACAAAAGAGGAGACCUUCAAAGCUGGCAUCUGAUGAUCAUGAGGACAGGAUUGCUGAAGAACAUUUUUGUCCUAGAAAUCUAAGCAACACAGCAAAAGAAAGAGUGAAACUCCAAAAUGAAAAACAGCAUAUGAGAACCAGUGAAAAAUUAAAAAGGGAAAAAGCAAAUGCUGUGAGAUACAAGAGAAAAGAGAAACAAGACAAAGAAAAAAGAAAAGAAGAACUAAAGAAGCUUGUGGAGGAAGAAAGACUAAAGAAGAAAGAAGAGAAGGAGCGACUCAAAAUAGAAAAAGAAAAGGAAAGAGAGAAACUACGGGAAGAAAAAAAGAAAUAUCUAGAACAUCUAAAACAGUGGAGUAAGCGCAGGGAAGACAUGGAAUGUGACGAUCUUAAGUAUGCUUGGACCUGGAAAACUCUAAAGAUACAGUUCCAGAAACCCCAUGGUCAUUUGUACAUGUUUCAGAAUACAUCCAUCUCUUCAUUCUAGUCCUGAGGUGGGCAACAUUUUUUUCUGUUAAAGAUUGCAUUCCUUCUCUAUUGCAUGGUGGACAGAAUUAAAGCAAGUAGUGGUAGUUAGGCCAAAGCCAAAAAAACCUUUAUCUUUCUGGCACUUCUUUCUCCAUUUUCCUAAGAAGCAGGGUAAUAAUUCUUAUCCAUGGUCUGAACUCAUCCCUUGCAGGAGUGAGCGGAGAGUUGAACUUAGUCCAGGUUGCCAUAGAGUUCUUACAAUGGAGGUGGAGGUAACUUGUUUACAGGUAAUCCUUACUUAACUACGGCAAUUGGGACCGGAAUUUCCAUUGCUAAGCAACACAGUCAUAAAGCGUGACAUGUGACCAUGCCGCUUAGCAAUGGAAAUUUCUGCACUUCCUGUUGCAUUCGUUAAGUGAGGACAUCACAUGAUCGCCAUUUGCAAUCUCCUGCCAGCCUCCCCAUUAACUUUACUUGUAGGAAGCCAGCAAAGAUGGUCACAAAUGAUGAUUAUGUGGCUGCGGGGACACUGCAACUGACGUAAGUAUGAGGACCAGUCAUAAGUACACUCAUUCUGCGCUGCCGUAAGUUUGAACAGUUGCUGAAUGAGUGGUCAUUAAAUAAGGACCAUAGUAGUUCCAUACAUCCCAUAUGCAAGGCAGAAGUGUUUUUUGGCCAGCAGAGACAGUGCAUAGUGCCUAUAAUUUACCAGCAGAAAUUAUCUGUGGGGAGAGAUGAAUAUUUCCUUGAGUGCUAGAAUAGGCAGAAAAGUGUUAGGCAGUACCCUUGGAGAUAAGGAACAAUAUACACACAUGAAAGUGGAACUGUAGAUGGAGGAGCAAAAAGGACUGCUACGUGAGUGGUUUGUAGACUGUGGUUUGUAGUCUGUGAGCCAUCAUCCCUUCUUUUACCAGUUCAGAAUGCUCUUAACUCUCACUGUAAGAUAUUUGAAUAAUGUUUGGUUUGUGUAUUUAUAUCUGGAAUCUUAAGUUAAUUUCUUGGUAGGACAGGAAUAUGAAAACUGUGACCCAGUAUAGGGUGGAAUGCCUCCUUACUAAUCUCAUGCCCCCAAACUUUUCUCUCUCUUACUCACCCCUCACUUUGUCUAUCUGCUGUUUUAUAUCAUUGUGCUUGUCUCUGCCCCUUCAUGUUUUCCCCUGUACAUUCUGUACAAUUGCUGCUUUCCCAUCCCUGCACUAAACUGUAGAAUUUCCUUAUUUGCUUCCCUAAUAUCUCUACCACUUUGCUGCCUCUGGGCCACAAUCUCUAGCUUCUCUGUUCUCUUUUAUAAUCCACAUGCUCUCUAGACUUACCACACUGCCUUCCCCAACUAGUGCUUCCUAAUCCAUCUGCUCUUGGGUCUCCUAUAUGGUCUUCCUUAAUCACCAUCAAAGACUGAGUCUCUCCCAAGUCUACUCAUGAGUUGCUAAAAUGUUGUAGCUUCUCCACCCCUUCCAAAAAGAAACUGUGAAAAAAAAACUUAAAUGAAGUUGUGAAACUGACACUUUACUCAAUGUCUUAGCUAUCUGUACUACUGAAAAAACAGGCCACACUGUUUGAAACAGCUGAAAGAAGCAACUUCAUAGUGUCAUAGUGCUCUCUACUGGUGAAGAAAAGAGUAUCAGCCAUUUCUUCUUGUUGAUUGUUGUUUUUUGGGCCAUGAUGGAAUAUUGCUGUUAUAAUCCACUUCAAUAAAAUAAAAAUAAGAAAUAAAAGUGAUCCUUUCACUUCUGGACUAUGGCUUUUGACAUGUCUUGCAAAGCUUAGCCUAUUUCUAGAGCCCAUAGAAGUUAUUUAUCCUUCUGGUACAGGUUCUGGGUACAGACCAAUAUGUUAUCGUUGUGCUUGAAUUCUCAUCUAUGUUAUAAAAUAGAACCAUUUUGUGAAAGUAUCAGUUCUCUAACAUUCCUGACACCAACAUUUGUUUUUUGGAACUCUUCAGUCUGUAUAACACAAGAGAUAAAGGUUCAAAUCUAAGCUUCCUGCCUUAUGGUUUGUGGUUUCUAUAAUGUUUGUAUGAUAUAAUUGUUGCUGAUUUAGUAUAUUUUAUUUUUUAUUUUACAGCUGGGCAUUCAUUUUGUUAGGCUGGCCAUUUUUGUCCCUCCCAUGGAAGUGAAUGGGAAAUUCCAACAUCAUUAAAGGGUUAAAGGGUCCUAGACAUUUUGUAAACCAAGAAUGACCAACCUGCAUCUUCAUGAAGAAUGAGACUCAUGAGGCUGUACAAUAUCUCACUUGUAAUCUCCAGGGUCCCCAAGCGUAGAUAGGACUGAAGUUUUAGGUAGGGUUCUGGUAUAGGGAGGGGUAUAGGGAGGGUAUGAUACAUUAAAUUUGCAGAGGCUUAAGACAUUCAUUUCACCCAUUAACUUUUCCCUGUCAGACCGACUUUUCAUUUUGCCUCUUAACCUUCCCUCCAUGCAAAGGGAGAUGAACAUUUCAACUCCAUCCCCUCUGCUAAUCAUGUAAUGUCUCUGGGCCCAUCAUUUAUGGUCUAUAGGCAGAAUGUGCUUCCCAGGCCAAAAAGGAUUGCCUAUCAUAAUGUAAGUGAUGCCUUUCCCUAUGUCAUCUACUUUCUUGGCAUGAUUUUUCUGUUCCAAUCUGAACGUUUAGAAAAAAUCAUGAGAAAUGCUGCUUGUUAUUUUUAAAAUUAUUAAUAUUAUGUCAGCAAGAAAUGCCAACCCAAUGCAAAGAAGGAGAAAAGAAGUUGAAAAAAUCUCUUCCUAGUCUUGGGAAUUCACACGUUGUCUGCUACAUGGAAGGGGGACUGUAAUGGUUCUAGAAACUAGUGUUCUGUAAUAUAUUAUGCUUCAUCAAAAAUAAAGAAUGGGCAGGGGAGAAAUAAAAAGUCAAAAUCAGAUAAAAAAUAAUAUAAAUCAAGAUAAUUGAUUUCACAGUCACACACACUUACAUAGCUAAAGCUAGGCAUAACAGGCACCCACCCAAAAAGGGUUCAUUUACCAUCCUGGCCUAAAGCACAGGAGAAAAGUUAGGUCUUCACUGCUCUACAAAAGGCUAAUAGGGUUGGGCCCACCUAAACCUUGAGCGGGGAAGUUUGUUCCAUAGGGGAGACACGGCAAUAGAGAAGAUAGGCCCCAUUAGAUGACAAAGUCUCAGAGCCAGGAUCUGGAGGAUGCUCACCCUGUGCAACCUAGAGGGAUGGGUGGGAAAAAAUAGAGAUAGGCGGUCCUGCAAAUAACUUGGCCCUGUGCCAUGUAGGGCUUUAUAGGUGAUACUUUGAAUUGUAUCUGGAGGCCUACUGAGAGCUAGUGCAAUUUAUGGAGUAGUAGCAUUGCAUAGAUAUUUAUUUUUUUUAUUUAUUUAUUUAUUAAAUGUCUCCCCCCAAUGGGGGACUCUGUGUGACUCACACAAAACAUACUGAAGUAUCCCUUUUACUACAUUCAGGACCCAUUGCAGCUUCAGGUAGUUUUGCCUUCAGGACCCAUUGCAGCUUCAAGACAGUUUUCAAAAGU